Molecule: messenger RNA, 475 nt
Organism: Branchiostoma floridae (Florida lancelet)
Lineage: Eukaryota; Metazoa; Chordata; Leptocardii; Amphioxiformes; Branchiostomatidae
Product: hydroxysteroid dehydrogenase-like protein 2
Exons: 3
Coding region: 80-475 (131 amino acids)
Cellular component (GO): mitochondrion
Source: RefSeq, a predicted model, not a curated record
ACCUUUCACCCGCACUCCCUGGGGUGAAUGACCUUAAGGGCAAGUUGGAACUGCAGGCACAGCUGAUCACAACACAACCAUGGAGAAUACUGGAGAGCUAGCGGGCCGUACCAUCUUCAUCACGGGGGCGAGCAGGGGUAUAGGGAAAGCCAUCGCCCUGAAGUGUGCUCGAGACGGAGCCAAUGUUGUCAUCGCAGCCAAGACGGCAGAACCCCACCCCAAACUUCCCGGCACGAUCUACACAGCAGCUAGGGAGAUUGAGGCAGCGGGAGGAAAAUGUCUGCCAUGUAUCGUUGACAUCCGGUACGAGGACCAGGUUCAGGCGGCAGUAGAUCAGGCUGUGCAGAAGUUUGGAGGGAUCGACGUGCUGGUGAACAACGCCAGCGCCAUCAGUCCCACGGGAACGCUCGCAACUCCGAUGAAAACUUACGACCUCAUGAACAACAUCAACGCAAGGGGAACCUUCAUGGUGUGA